CCUUGAGUUAAUGCACUUGCUGUCAUCUUUUUGACCCUUUAGGGAGGGAGUUGGAACUUGGAUACAACCCUUUUUUUCCUCUUUUUAAGUCAGCAUCCUCACUGUCUUACACUUUGAUUUCUAUAUAUGUAAUGCUGCAACAUCAAAUCCUUUGUCUUAAUAUUAGACUCGUCUUAAAGCUCCCACCAACAUAAACUAAACCCUAAAAACACAAGAAAUCAACUGCAGUUUUGAUAAUGGGAAGACAACCUUGUUGUGACAAAGCUGGUGUCAAGAAAGGGCCAUGGACUCCUGAAGAAGAUCUCAUCUUGGUGUCUUAUAUUCAACAACAUGGUCCUGGGAAUUGGAGGGCUUUUCCCACCAAAACAGGUUUGCUUAGAUGUAGCAAGAGUUGCAGGCUUAGGUGGACUAAUUACUUACGGCCUGGGAUUAAAAGGGGUAACUUCACAGAAAAUGAAGAGAAAAUGAUAAUCCACCUUCAAGCACUCUUAGGCAACAGAUGGGCUGCAAUAGCAUCUUACCUCCCUGAAAGAACAGACAAUGACAUCAAAAAUUAUUGGAACACUCAUUUGAAGAAGAAGCUGAAGAAGCUACAAGGCAAUGAAGGUUCUUCUAGAUAUGGGUUUUCAUCAUCAUCAUCGUCAUACCAGAUUUGUAGAGGUCAGUGGGAGAGAAAGUUGCAGACUGAUAUCCAUAUGGCUAAAAAGGAUUUAUCUGAUGCAUUAUCACCUGAGAAAUCAAGUGACCACACAUCUUAUCCAAAACCAAGUGGAUAUGCUUCAAGCACUGAAAACAUAGCUAAGUUGUUGAAAGGGUGGAUGAGAAAUAAUCCAUGGAAAAUGGCUGAUUCUACAGAUUAUAGUGAAGAAGGGACUGAUCCAAUGAAGGAAGACAAGAACAGCAAGGAAAUGGCAGAGGCAUUUCAAUCACAUUUAGGGUUUGAAUCUUUAGAUUCUUCACUUUCUGAUAUCUCACCAUCUAUGUCACCUGAGGCAAGCCAUUCACAAUAUGAAAGUAAGCAACACGUCAAUGCUCAAAGCCAACUUUCAAUGCUUGAGAAAUGGCUUUUUGAUGAAGGCAAAGAUUACCAACUUUGUGACAAUAUAUUAGACCAAAAUGUUCUUUUUUUCUGAAAGGUAGAGGGGAAAGUUCUUUGGGGUACUUUUCAUCUUGGAUUAUAAUUUUUUCUAGGUUGAGGUUUCCUAGGGUGAACAAAUUCAAUGUAUAAAUUUAACAUUAUUGUUGCAUAUUAUAUCUUUCAUUUGAGAAUAA
Gossypium arboreum is the source of this 1272-nucleotide messenger RNA. RefSeq names its product transcription factor MYB30-like. The record is from RefSeq and is a predicted model, not a curated record. Gene Ontology annotation, biological process: response to auxin. The transcript has 3 exons. NCBI's taxonomy places the organism in Eukaryota, Viridiplantae, Streptophyta, Magnoliopsida, Malvales, Malvaceae. The coding region runs from base 237 to 1133 and encodes 298 amino acids.